This is a messenger RNA of Misgurnus anguillicaudatus (oriental weatherfish), 3510 nucleotides long. RefSeq names its product potassium inwardly rectifying channel subfamily J member 4 (gene kcnj4). Lineage: Eukaryota; Metazoa; Chordata; Actinopteri; Cypriniformes; Cobitidae. The record is from RefSeq and is a predicted model, not a curated record. Gene Ontology annotation, molecular function: inward rectifier potassium channel activity. Gene Ontology annotation, biological process: regulation of monoatomic ion transmembrane transport; potassium ion import across plasma membrane. Gene Ontology annotation, cellular component: plasma membrane.
CGCCAGGAUGAAGUGAGGAGCGCGCGCGCUCGGGGAUUACGCGCGAAUAAAAUCAAACCAGAGGGACAUUAUAAGGAUUUAACUCGAUCGUGUAAAGUAGAAAAAACUGAACAGAAUAGACGGAAGUGUCAUUCAAUGAAUAACAUCAUCAUGAAACGAGCAAACGGAGGCGACAGACCACAAACUGACGGAUAAACACAAACAGAUGAUUUACAUUCAUGUGCUGUGUUGUCUGUUUGGAUGAUGGAGACCCUGAACCUCUCUGUGUAAAUGGAAAUCAUUGUUGUGUCUCAUCACAAACUCUGAAUAUCACACACAUAGAAUGGGAACCAACAGAGCCUGCAGGUAUAGUAUUGUGUCUGCAGAUGAGGAGAGACUGAAGAUCUCUGCCCUCGGCCUUCAGAACGGCCACAGCUCCGACCGGCUUCAUUCCCCCAUUACUAGCGUGAGAUCAGGAGCGGAGGGGACGAGUGCAGGAAUGAGAGCUAGCUACAACGGAAAGAUUUUCACCGCCAGCAGGAGCCGAAUACGGAGCCGCUUUGUCAAGAAAAACGGCCAAUGCAAUGUCAUCUUUUCCAAUAUGGAUGACAAACCACGCCGUUACCUCGCUGAUAUCUUUACUACAUGUGUAGAUAUUCGCUGGAGGUAUCUGCUGUUGAUCUUCUGCUCCACCUUUCUAGUGUCCUGGCUCAUCUUCGGCCUGAUCUUCUACAGCGUGUCUUUGGCUCACGGAGACUUUGAAUCGAAAGUCGCCUCUGCAGACACAGGGCGACUGAUGGAGCGGAAGCCGUGUCUGCUGGAUGUCGAGGGUUUUAUUGGCGCUUUUCUGUUCUCUGUCGAGACUCAGACCACCAUCGGUUACGGACGGCGCUGCGUCACAGAGGAAUGUCCGGUAGCGAUCGUGACGGUGGUGGUGCAGUCCGUCGUCGGCUGCAUCGUCGACUCUUUUAUGAUCGGCACAAUCAUGGCAAAGAUGGCACGGCCAAAGAAAAGAAACCAGACUCUGCUUUUCUCCCAGAAUGCCGUGAUAGCGCUGAGGGACGGUAAGUUGCGUCUGAUGUGGCGUGUCGGGAAUCUGCGGAAGAGUCACAUCGUCGAGGCUCACGUUCGCGCUCAGCUCAUUCGUCCGUACGUCACGGCAGAGGGCGAGUUUAUCCCCCUUGAGCAGACCGAUCUGAACGUGGGCUAUGAUGAUGGCACCGAUAGACUUCUCCUUGUAUCUCCUCUGGUGAUCGUGCACGAGAUCAAUGAGGACUCGCCGCUCUGGGGAAUGAGCAGAGCAGAUCUGGAGUCGGACGACUUUGAGAUCGUGGUGAUUCUGGAGGGAAUGGUGGAGGCGACGGCCAUGACCACGCAAGCUCGGAGCUCGUAUCUGUCUCGGGAGAUCCUCUGGGGUCACCGCUUUGAGCCCGUUAUCUUUGAGGACCUCGAUCGCUAUCAGGUCGAUUACGCCCGCUUUCACAAAACCUAUGAAGUACCGUCGACGCCCACCUGUAGUGCUAAAGAGCUGAAGGAGCUCAGUGGGCAUCGGUCGACAGACUCAUCUCGCUCCUUGACGCCAGUCAAGCGCUGGACUCGAACCCUGACACCUUCACAUUCACCCAGUGCUUUCUGCUAUGAGAAUGAGGUGGCGCUGUGCUGUGGAGAGGAUGAGGGGUUUAGAGAAGGAGGUGAUGUAGAUCUCAUUCACACAGACUUCCAAAAGAUGUUGCAGCCCACCGGGACCUCUGGCAGUAAUGCGCUGUGUGUAUUAGAUAUGGACAACCAAAUAGAGUUUGACAUUUUAAAGAGUGCUAUACCACUCGAUCCACUGACCUAUAAGAGCGAGUCUGAGAUAAGAUGAGAUCAAGACGUACUGACCCCACUUUAUUUAUAAAAGAAUUUAGUUGUAUUGAAAGACUCUGAAGAUGCUUUUUGAGAUUAUGAAACCAAACAAUCCUUUAGUUCUCUACUCUGCACUGGCUACUGAUUGAAGUGUGUGUCAGGUAUAAAUCACUACAACUCACCUACAGGACCUUCACUGGCAGCGCACCAUCAUACUUUCACAGCCUCCAACAUUUCAUCCAGAACCUGACGUUCAGCAUGAGUGACACCUUGUGUUCCUGCUCAUCUGCUGGUGAAAUGAUAUAAUGAUAUAAUGAAUAAUCCAGUUACCAAAGAGACAGCAAAUUAGACAAAAGGCUGAUUCAAGAAACCUUAAUCCGGCACAAUGUGAAACAUGAACAUGAAGAAAUGGCAAUGAACUUUGACAACAAACACUCAGUACGCAGAUAAAACUGACUUAUAUAUACACACAAUAGACAGGAAGUAACUGUAGAAGGAGAAACUCCAGAUUGGGAGAUGGUGACAUCUGGUGGCAAAGAUGAAUGUUUGCACUCUCAUUCAUUACAGAAUGAAUCUCUAUAUUCUCUUACAUAGACAAUAACAACAUUUAAAUAAUAAAAAACGCACAAACUUAUCCCGCUUCAGUCUGAGACUCUGGAUUUGUUUUCCUCUUUGUUUUGUUUUAUUGUGUUGUCAUCAUUUUCACCAUUAAAGAGUUUGACUGAUGGUGAAAGACUGAAGUGAUUUCUCUGUUGUUUGGGAUUCAGUUUGAGAGAGAUAUGAUGUGAAUAUUGUGAUGUGUGAAGACUCUUUUGUACUGUGAGAUUGUGUUGUUUUUUGUGUAUGAGUUAUUCAUUGAGAUGAAUGUAGUCACGUAAUGAACCGCUGCUGCUGCUGCUAAUGGACUUUAAUCUAUAAACUAGAAAUGAAGAGAAAUCUUUUCUGCUGAUCUGUGUAGAUUAUUGUAUGUAUUGUGGAUUUGUUAUGAACUUUUCUUUAUCAUGUUUUAAGAGGUUUUUAUGGCUCUCAUGUGAAACUCUCUUGUCUUCCUGAUGACUGAAAUGCACUUUUUUUGCUGUAUCUUCUGAUUCAGUGAAAUAAAUCUUUAUUAUAGAUGUGUUAUGAUUUCUACGCUCAUGUAAUGAGUAGAAUAAAUGAAGUAGAUCAGCUCACAUCAUUCAAACAAUCAUUGAUUUAAAUUAAUCAUAUUUAACACACAUACAUCUCUACACAUGAACACUUAAAGGCGGGGUGCACAAUGUUUGAAAAACACUUUGGAAAAGGGAGUCGGCCCGACUACCAAAACACACUUGUAGCCAAUCAGCAUUAAGGGGCGUGUCUACUAACCUACAUCCUUGCUGGGGUUGUAUAUGUGUGGGGCGGGUCUUUUAAAAGAAAGUCCAGAGUCUAUUGGGGUAGGGGUGUGUAUGUUUACAUGAUUUCAAAUAUCAACAUUGGCUUUCAAACAUUGUGCACUCCGCCUAUAAAGUUUCUUUCUCAUCUACAGUUCUCAUACAAUUACACUGAAAGUGAAUGAAGUGCAAACGUGACAACUUGCCCCAUAGAUGUUUUUCAUUGUAACAGACAGAGAGUUAACACUUGAUAGAAAAUUAUAUUUACUCUUAUAUUAUUCUGUCUAUGUAAUAGAGGCCACACAAAAUUCAAAAGUCUUAAAUAAUACCCCUA